UCAAUACCACAACCCACGAUCAUCCCGUCCAAAGCCCUAACCCACGAUUUUUAAACCUCUCAUCUAUGUCACUAUCUCCAUUAUCUUCCAUAAGCUCUGUAAGUUGUUCCUCCCACAUAUUGUCUUCUCUUCUUCUAUAAAUGGCCACCACUAAGUCGAGUUCGAAGUUACCUUCCCCAGCUAAAAAAAUUUCUAAAAUUUCUAAGAAACCUCCUACAAAUUCAUCUAAAGUUGAUCCUAAGAUGAGUUUGAAGCGCAUUGCGAAGAAAGGAAUGAGUGAUGUUGCAGAGCCAUCUGGUUCUAAGAAAAGACCUAUUCCAAAUAAAAUUGAGUCUCGUAAGACAAAGAGAGCAAAAUCUUCGAAAUCUGCCAAGGAUGUUAUAUCUUAUUUUGAUUUUGAGGAUGAAGUGCAUGAUGGGGAAGUGAAGCCUAAAGUUAAAUCCAAGGUCCAUGCUAAGAGCUCAGAAAAGUAUGAAGACUUUGACUUACCCAAAAAAAAAUCCUUCUAAGGUGUCUUUUUUUGUGUUUUUUAUAGUACAUUUCUGUUUUUCCCUUUUCUAUUGUUUCAUGUCAUUUGUCAGUGAUGAUAAUCAUUUUUGUGUUGUCGACUUCUUUUUCUUCUUCCUGGUUGUUUUCAAGCUGUUGUACCAUUUCUGCAGCCACAAGCUUUGCGUAGUCAAAAUAUUCAUUUACUCCUGUAGUUUUUUUUGUGUUGUUUUUUGGUUGUUGGAUGGUUGUCUCUGAUGUCACAGUCCCUGUCUCUAGAAAAAAUGUAUCAUCUUGAAUUGUGUGUGCAAAUAGUUGUUGCUUGGAAGUUGUU
Molecule: messenger RNA, 820 nt
Organism: Cannabis sativa
Lineage: Eukaryota; Viridiplantae; Streptophyta; Magnoliopsida; Rosales; Cannabaceae
Exons: 3
Coding region: 141-509 (122 amino acids)
Source: RefSeq, a predicted model, not a curated record